This is a messenger RNA of Lactuca sativa (garden lettuce), 818 nucleotides long. Its product is annotated as nicotianamine synthase. NCBI's taxonomy places the organism in Eukaryota, Viridiplantae, Streptophyta, Magnoliopsida, Asterales, Asteraceae. Gene Ontology annotation, molecular function: nicotianamine synthase activity. Gene Ontology annotation, biological process: nicotianamine biosynthetic process. The record is from RefSeq and is a predicted model, not a curated record.
CCAAAUGGGUGUGGGACCGUCUAUUGUGCCCAUAAAUAGGCCACACUCCCCUUGACAAUGUCACAGAAUACUAAAUUCCCUUUGGACUUCUUCACGCUUUCAAUUUGACCAGAAUCUUUUCAUUUCCUGAUAUCCUCACAGGUGUCACGAUGGGUUCCCUCCACGAAGAGGCCAAUUUGGUCGAGAAAGUGUGUGAGAUUUAUGACAAAAUCUCCAUGCUUGAAACGCUCAAACCCUCUAAAGACGUCGACAGUCUCUUCAGCCAGCUCGUCCUCACAUGCAUUCCACCAUCUUCUAUCAACAUAGCCACUCUUCCAGAAAAUAUUCAGGAGACAAGGUCUAAGCUCAUUAGACUUUGUGGUGAGGCUGAGGGCCAUUUAGAGGCCCAUUUCUCUACUCUUUUAGCCACUUUCCCUAACCCUCUUCACCCUCACGCCUUCCCUUACUAUUCAAACUACAUCAAGCUUAGUCGUCUUGAAUUUGACAUCCUCAGCCGACACUACUCCACAGAACCCGGUGUCGUACCCAAGAGUGUUGCUUUUGUGGGAUCUGGCCCUUUACCUCUCACCUCGAUUGUCUUAGCUUCUAAUCAUUUAACGAACACAUGUUUUCAUAACUAUGACAUUGAUCAUGCAGCGAAUUCCAUGGCCUCUAGCCUGGUUUCGCCUGAUCCUGAUUUGUCUCAACGGAUGUUCUUCCACUCAACUAAUAUAAUGGAGGUGAAGGAGGAAUUGAAGGACUAUGAUGUGGUUUUCUUGGCUGCACUAGUGGGGAUGGAUAUCAAUGAAAAGGUUAAAGUGAUCCAACAUCUGGCUAAG